AUGGUCUUCAUGAUUGUCGUGGUGGUCAGAGUGGUCAUCGUGAUUGUCGCCGUGGUGGUCGUGGUGGUUGUAAUGGUUAUCUUGAUCAUAGUACUCAUGACCCUUCUUCUAUCAGGGAUAGUAGUUGUAGAAAUGAGAUCGUCGUCCUUGAGAAGCCAACCCCCAGAGGUACUAUCGGUGCUUGGCCAGAAAAAGAAUAAGGGACUGGAAUUGCUUGGUGUAUUGAAGAACACAGGUGAUAGGGUUUACGUAGGCUGGCAUAGGAACUUGCUGUCCUGGGAGCCUGUCAUCUAUAGUGUACGCCUGAGUAUCAUCAUCGUCGAAGAAGCAAGCCGUAACUCUCAGAGAAGAGCGAGAAGAAAUGAGGACUUUUGGUUUUUGGGUGCUAGUAGUAUUAGCCGUCACCUCGUUCUAAUUUUCGUUUUGUUCCAGAAGGUAGCCGGGGAAGAUAGCCACGAUAGUGGCACUUGCAAGAAAGUAAAGGGUAUGACAGCCCUCAUAUUGGAAAAUAGCAGGAAAGGGCUCUGGAGUGAUCUUGUUUACUAUGAGAAGAUGAAGCUUGUUUGCAGAUUUCCGAGAAAAGGUGAUGGAAUGGAUGAAAGUGAGCAUGCCGUUCUCAUGAGCGUAGUUGAGCUGACUAGACUGAAUUCUAUCAGUCUUCCACAAAUAUCUAGCACCCAUCAAACCUGGAGAAGAGAGCCCGCAGCCCUUGGAGCUGGGCUAGGUAUCGCCAGCGGCGUCGGGGUUUAUGCUUGGAGAAUAGUGAAAAAUUAG
This is a messenger RNA of Lindgomyces ingoldianus, 774 nucleotides long. RefSeq lists its product as uncharacterized. Bases 1 to 774 code for a protein of 257 amino acids. The record is from RefSeq and is a predicted model, not a curated record. The transcript has 10 exons. Lineage: Eukaryota; Fungi; Ascomycota; Dothideomycetes; Pleosporales; Lindgomycetaceae.